Daldinia vernicosa is the source of this 2312-nucleotide messenger RNA. RefSeq lists its product as uncharacterized. The transcript has a single exon. Lineage: Eukaryota; Fungi; Ascomycota; Sordariomycetes; Xylariales; Hypoxylaceae. The record is from RefSeq and is a predicted model, not a curated record. The coding region runs from base 246 to 2162 and encodes 638 amino acids.
AAGUAAAUAUCAACAACGUGCGCGGUUAUGCCCUAACUUGGCUCAAUAGCAUCUACCACUCAUUCUCAUCGGCCAUAGCCUCGGCGGAUUGAUAAUAAAACAGGUGGGUUGAAUUCUCGUCCAGCAAAUCUACACUAUGUUAAGAGCGCUGGAAGGCAUGGUCAAAGUGUGCGAAAGACCAAAACCUCGACUUUCUUCGGCGUGCGAUAUACGGCCUCGUAUUCUUUGGCACUCCACAUGAUGGUAUGGUAACAGGGCCUUGGCUACAAGCCGUCAUCGACGAACCGCCAGAAAAUCUAGUGCGGGAUCUCACUCCCGAUUCACCAACUAUGAAGGCCCUCAGGGAGGACUUUACGAAAGCAAAUAAAGACAUCAAAAUAGUAAGCUGCCACGAGCGCCGCGAAACACCCACCGCAGUAAAGCAAGAAAAUGGGACUUUGAAGCGCUGUGGUCCUCCGGCGAUGAUGGUACGCGAAGGGUCCGCGUGCUUGGGUUGGGACAACGAGAAGACGAUACCAAUUAAUGAGAAUCAUUCGAUGAUUGCCAAGCUAACACGCAAAGAAGGAAGCGCAUACCACAGGGUUAAAGAUGCCAUCGCUGAUACGAUUAGAGAGGCCCAAAUCAUUGUCCCGAGACUCUUCCAGAACUUCAACAUCCGCGAACAGCUGCGUAACAUAGCAUCGACAUCAACCACUCUAUGUUACGCCGUGCAGUCAGCGACAAGCUCCGAGUCAGACGUCCGCGGGUCAAUAGAACAAGGGCUGGUCAGGAUGUCUGGAUUAUGUGAUACGUUACUUCAUGAUCAGUUCGGUGAUUUCUUUCUCGGAACUCAGGCCCCUUCAAAAUACGUCGACCUAAUAGCUAGGGAUAUCGAAGAACUGGCCCACACCAUCCAGACUUACUUGAGUUUUGACAUGACGAACGACGAAGCUCAACCACUGGAUACUGUCGUCCAAUUUGGCUCUAAAGUCUUCCGCCUGACUGAGACACUACAGCAGACGAUGUCGUCGCGAAUGCUCCAGACUUCAAGUGCCGCAUCCUUUUCAGGGCUAUCGUUUAGAGAGUCGGGACUCGCCCAUAUCGCUCGCCAGCAACAAUUAUUUCGUUCUGCUAAGCAAUUACAACCGGCAACCCCUCUUCCGGGAGCUCUUCGUCUAUUUUCCAAACACUCCGAUCCAUGCUUCAGAGAAGACUUGACGUUGGGCCAAUACACACCCGAUGGUCGAGCGGGGUCACUCCAAAGCCAGACAGUCAUUGUAGAACAUAGGCGAUACAAUCCCCCGAAACAAGGCACUCACGAGAUUUCAUCGGAGGAAAAACAACGUGCCAUGGAUGUUAAGGUCCAAACUCAGAAGCUUGCGGCAAUUCUAAGCCAAAUAGAUAAGGAUCCGAAUACCAUCGACUCCCUUCAUAGCUUACGUUGUCUAGGGUUCGUUGACAACGACAAGCUAGGCGAACUUUCUUUCUUGUAUGAGAUCCCAUCAGCGUACUGUUCACCAAAUGGCAUGGUUUCUCCCCAAUUUAUGACUCUAAAACAGGCCAUUCAGAAACUUGCGAGGUCCCCUCUAGAAGUCCGUUUCAGUUUGGCUUAUCGGGUUUGCGUUGGACUCCUCAAUAUUCACAAUUCCGGUUGGGUGCAUAAAAAUAUUUGCUCAUCUAAUAUCCUAUGCGCCGUGGCCAAAGAGAGGGACGAAACUUUGAGGGUCACCCAUUGGGACUUAUACAUCAAGGGCUUCGAGGCCUCUCGAGAGGCUCUUGCAAAGUCGAGUCUCUCAGGAGAAUGGGACGAAAAUACACUCUACCGCCACCCGGACAGGCAAGAGACACCGUUAGAGAAGUUCAACAAGGGAUAUGACAUAUACUCCCUAGGGCUCGUUCUCUUAGAAAUAGGUACCGGUGAGCUCAUUGAAAAGCUUUAUGCUAACGUCCGAGGCCGCCUUCCGCCGGGAGAAGACUUUACGCCUUUCGGGUGGCAAAGUGUGCUUCUGAAAUGGGCUAAACGGAAGUUACCAAGUGCGAUGGGAACUAGAUAUGCAACGGCUGUUGCAAAAUGUAUCGAGGGAGAAUUCCAGAUUUCUUCUGAUAAUGACCAACAAACAGAAUUGGCGUUAAUGUUCCAGCGCACACUUCUCCAGUCGAUAGGAGCAGGUGUAAUGUUUUAAGCCAGUUGAAAAUAUAGUUAUUGAUUUCAUAAGUACAUUUUAACAUUAAACCCAGUACUUGUUGUCAUGAAUUUUAGUUUAGAUUGGAGAGUCGACCCGAACUAUCAUGCCAUAAUUGGAGGGCACUUUUAUUAGCACAUUCGAUACCCC